UAGUUCUGUUCUGUUUUCUGUAUUUUGUAGUUGUCUAACUACACCAAAGUACAGUGUUAUUUUGAUAAGCUUUUAUUUUGGAAUAAAUAAUAAUACAAACUGUUUCCUUUCUUUAAGUUUUGGACUUUUGGCUUUCAAUCACAAUACCUUUAAAUUUAAAGUUGUGUUUAAAUAGUAGAUAUUCAGUGAACACUGAAGCUCUUCAGUACCGAAUUCGAGAUCGGCGUGCUAAAGAAAUCGGUUCAAAUAUGUGGACAACAGUUUGGCUCCACCGCCUAUUGUUAAUGGAAKCAUGAAUGAUUUCCUGCAGAACUUUAAUAUGGGAUGGAUUCACCAACAUCUGAUGUACUCUUGCUCAGUGAAGACGACAGUGGUCUUUUGGUCAAUGGUUCGUUUUCAAAUAGUUCUGCCAGUAGCGGUUCUAACAAGCAUUCACCACAAUUCAAAUGUAAAGAAUGUGAUGAUGAGUUAUCAUUAAGUCAAGAGGAUUCUCUAAUCGACGAUUCUGAUACAUCAUACACACAACAAUUUAAUACAUUGAAGAAAUGUCCUAGUGUUCAAAAAUCAGAGAAUCCAAUUCAGCCUCCUGUUGAGUUUCAAGACUCUCCAUGCAAUUCUUUUAAUGUUYACUCUCCUCCAUUUGAAUUUAAAGACAAUCAAUGUAGACAUGCCUGUUCUCCUGUCUACACUAAUGAAUGUAUGAUUCGUGUUGAACAAUAUGCAGAUGGUUUUAUAAAGUCGUUGAUCAAUGAUUCACUGUCACACUUAGAUCCAUUGCAUGAUACUAGGUACUUAAAACAACAAAAACUGUAUCAUAAUUUAGGCAUUUAUUGGAAGACUAAUUAUCGUUUACCAAAUGGAUCAAACAAUUCUUUGCUAUCAACUAUUUCAUCAUCACAUAACUCCUUAUUUAAUGUAGUUUCUUCUGAUGAWUCUAAUUUUAUAUCUUCUGCGGUUUCACAUGAUGCUCUUAAUAGUGAUACGUAUACAUUACCAAUCGAUAGUUCCCCAUUUAAUGUUGCUUUUMGACGACCGUUAAGAAAAAAGAGAAAAUUUCGUGAUCAGUGCCAUUCCGUACCUCUUAGUAAAAAACCAGGGGAAAAAUGUAUCAAUGUUCAAGAGCCCAUACACAUGACUGUAAAAGAUGUACGAACCAUUCUUCACAAUAUUUAUAGCAAUACAGGAGAGUGUAGCAAACCUGAAGUUGCUAAUGUAUCAAAAUGCAAUGAUGUGCAAAAUGAUCACAACAAAGAGAACUGUGUUAGCAAAGUGUCAUCUAAAUGCAAAAUCAGAAAAAAUUCAUUUAUGGUGAAUAUUAAACAUAAGAAAGCAAAAGAAAAUAGUACUUCAGAAGAUAUUGCUGGUCAUAGUUCUAGUCAUUCAACAAGAAAAAUCUUUUGUUCGUCUCCUUUUAUUUCAUCAACCAAAUCCAACUUUUCUUUUAGUUUAAAGCAAACAUUUUGUAAUAUUUUUCGAUCGCGUAAAAAUACAUCAACAGACUUGGAUCCUGGGUUGAAUCCAACAGACACUGUUGUUCUUUUAGAUGUAACUAAAGAGACAGCAUUUGAAAACCGUGCACUUCCACCAGUGCCUGAUGAUGGGCCUAGAGAUACAUAUGAACGCGAGACCAGUAUGGAUUUUGCCUCUAGUAUUGAAAAAGUGAAAGACUAUGGAUGGUAUUGGGGUCCAACAUCAGGAGAAGCUGCUGAAAAAAUUCUUUCGAAUGAGCCUGAUGGAUCGUUUAUUGUACGUGACAGUAGUGAUGAUCAUUAUAUAUUUUCAUUGACAUUUAAGUUGAAUGGUUUUGUUCGACAUGUAAGAAUCGAGCAUGAUCAAGGAAAUUUUAGCUUUGGUAGCUGUACAAAAUUUAAAAGUCAUACAAUUGUUGACUUUGUUGAAAACGCCGUAGAACAUUCUCGUAGUGGGAGGUAUUUGUUCUUUUUGCAUAGACGUCCAAUUCUUGGACCAAUGAGAGUACAGUUACUUCAUCCUGUCUCUCGAUUCAAACAAGUUCAAAGCUUACAACACAUGGCCAGGUUUGUCAUUUUGAAGACAGUACGUCGAGAUUUGAUCUACAAAUUGCCAUUACCCAGACGACUGAUUGAUUAUUUAAAUACACCACAUUAUUAUUGUGAGCAACUGGGAAGCUCUGACAGUAGCAAAUCAACAACUCCUACUCCAGCUGUACAUCUAAUUUCAUUUACACCACCUUAAGUUUGAUUCCCCAUUUUUAAUUAAAAAAAUAUAUACUUUUGUCAAAUAAAUUGAUUUUUAGCAAGACUUAUUUAAAAAUUAAACUAUUAAAACAGUCAUAAUCAUUAGUAUUCAUGUUAUUUCACAUACAGUAAUAAUUGUUAAAUUACUUGACAAUUCAACUAUUUAGAGUUAUAACUUGUUAAAUAAUAAUAUCAUGAAACAAUAUUAUAUAAACUACAUUUUUAUCAUACAAAUCAAACUAUUAGUACAUAAUAAUUAAUUACGUGAAAGAAUAUUUAAAGCUUAAAUUAAUGUUCAACUGUGGUUUAUUUAGUUUUUAAACUGGAAUUCUUUACACUAGAUUAGUUUGAUACUGUUAUAGCGACUAUUAGUUGAGUUUAUGUUGUACAAUUAUUUAUUUUUAUACUUAGGGGCUUAGGGCCACUAACACUGUAUUAAUUUUUAUAAAAACGUCCUGUACUUAAUGUAAUAUGAACUUGUUCAUUUACUUACUAGUUUAUCAAUUUUAUUUCAAGAUAAAGGCAUUUGAAUUGAAUAAUUACUAUCUAAAAUUAUGAGGAAACAUUCUAUAUUGUUAAAAAAUAUAAAAAUCUUUAUCAAUUAUUGUAUUCACUCAUUUUACAUCCAGCAAUAAAAUUAAUUAAGUUUUUGAAAACAAUAACAUUUAUAUCAUUCUUUAACUGUAAUUUUAUUGAUAAAUAUUCGUAUACAUUCAUAUUCAGAAAAUGAUUAAAUACAUUUUGUGAAAUCAAAAAAGUUGAUGUGUGGUAGAAUUCUUGGAUUAUUUAAUUACUGUUUAUUUGUUGAAUGCUGAUGAAYUAAUAUUACAUUUUAAAAACAAAACGAGAAUAAAAGUAUACAACAGUUUCUUACUUUACUAAAAUUAUAUUUCACAUAAAAUAUUUAAUAAUUCUUGAGUUUAUUUUUUCUCAACCAAUUCUUACUGAAAAUAAAAAAAAAUUCUAUGAUACAUGUAUUGCUUAGAGCUUUCCUWACAAAAACACAACAGAAAAAGUUUG
This is a messenger RNA of Diuraphis noxia (Russian wheat aphid), 3236 nucleotides long. RefSeq lists its product as uncharacterized. Gene Ontology annotation, molecular function: 1-phosphatidylinositol-3-kinase regulator activity. The record is from RefSeq and is a predicted model, not a curated record. Gene Ontology annotation, cellular component: phosphatidylinositol 3-kinase complex. Gene Ontology annotation, biological process: phosphatidylinositol phosphate biosynthetic process; intracellular signal transduction. NCBI's taxonomy places the organism in Eukaryota, Metazoa, Arthropoda, Insecta, Hemiptera, Aphididae.